Betta splendens (Siamese fighting fish) is the source of this 4801-nucleotide messenger RNA. It is a transcript of the gene clstn3, whose product is annotated as calsyntenin 3. The transcript is spliced from 19 exons. Gene Ontology annotation, biological process: positive regulation of synaptic transmission; positive regulation of synapse assembly; homophilic cell-cell adhesion. Gene Ontology annotation, cellular component: cell surface; postsynaptic membrane. Lineage: Eukaryota; Metazoa; Chordata; Actinopteri; Anabantiformes; Osphronemidae. The coding region runs from base 274 to 3144 and encodes 956 amino acids. Gene Ontology annotation, molecular function: amyloid-beta binding; X11-like protein binding; kinesin binding. The record is from RefSeq and is a predicted model, not a curated record.
CGUAAUAGUCCCUCUCCUCCGACAGAGAAAAAAAAACAAGGACAUCCAUUGGUCUCUUACUCUUCCUCACAUCUCAUCAUCGAGACUGGCGUCAGGCUGAAAUAUACCCUGACAUUUCUUGAGCUCGAAGCCGAUCGGCGUGCCUGCGUCCCCACCUGGCGCUUGGGUUUGUGUCCAGCCUGCGGGGGAUUGCCGAGCGGCAGGGGCGUGAGAGGCGGAUGCUGCGCGCGUGAAGGCAGGGUACCAGCCAGGAGCAUCACCGCACUCGCCACGAUGGACAGAAUGAAUUUUCUCUCCUUCCUCCUCCUUUGCUUGACUUCGGUUGCCAGUGGCAACAAAGCCAAUAAGCACAAGCCAUGGAUCGAGACGGAGUACCAGGGGAUCGUGAUGGAGAACGACAACACGGUGCUGCUCAACCCGCCGCUCUUCGCCCUGGACAAGGACGCCCCGCUUCACUACGCCGGUGAAAUCUGUGGCUUCCGGGUUCAUAAUGGCCCCUCGGGCUCAGGUUCGGUGCAGUUCGAAGCAGUGGUUCUGGACCGCUCCACCGGCGAGGGUCUGGUCCGGUCCAAGGAGCCGCUGGACUGCGAGAGCCAGCGCGAGCACAGCUUCACCAUCCAGGCGUACGACUGCGGGGAGGGGCCGGACGGCGUGAACAGCAAGAAGUCCCACAAGGCCACGGUGCACGUGCGCGUGAACGACGUCAACGAGUUCUCCCCCGUGUUCGUGGAGCGCCGCUACGAGGCCUCGGUGCCCGAGGGGCGCCUGUUCGACCGCAUCGUGCGCGUGGAGGCGCUGGACGCCGACUGCUCGCCGCAGUACAGCCAGAUCUGCUUCUACGACAUCAUCACGCCCAACGUGCCCUUCGCCAUAGACAACGACGGCAACAUUAAGAACACGGAGCCGCUGGAUUCCAAGCGGCAGCGCGUUCACACCUUCUGGGUGACGGCCUUCGACUGCGGGAAGAACCGCGCCCAGGCUGACACGCAGGUCGUCGUGACGGUCAAGCCGUCCUGCAAACCCGGAUGGAUCGGCUGGACCAAGCGCGUGGAGUACACCCCCGGCUCCGGCAGCGUCCCCCUCUUCCCCAGCCUGCACCUGGAGACCUGCGAGGAGACCGUGUGGAACAUCCAGGCCACCGUCGAGCUGCAGACCGGCCACAUCGGGAAGGGCUGCGACCGGGACAGCUACUCUGACAGAUCCGUGCGCCGGCUGUGCGGCGCCGUCCGGGGGGAGGUGGACCUGCUCCCGCCUCCGUCGCCCGCGGCCAACUGGACCGCGGCUCUGCCCACGCUGCCCUCCUCCGACUCGUCGCUGGUCUUCUCCUUCAACGGCUCCAGCCACGUGGCGGCGGUGCCCGAGCCGGUCGUCGCGGCGCUGUCGGGCGACCACUUCACGCUGCAGCUGUGGAUGCGGAGGGGCGGCGCCAGCGUCCAGCCGGCGACCGCGCCGACCCGGGCCAACCGCAAGGAGGAGGAGACCAUCGUGUGCAGCACCGUCAGGAACGACGACUCCUUCUCCCACUACUCGCUGUCCGUGCACGGCUGCCGGCUCUCUCUCUUUUACUGGCCCGAUGUCUCAGCGGCGCGGCCGGUCAAGUUCCUGUGGAAGCUGGAACAGGUGUGCGACAGUGAGUGGCAUCACCUUUCACUCAGCGUCCAGUUCCCCUCGGUGACCCUGUACGUGGACGGCGUGACCUUUGACCCCGCCCUCAUCCACGACAACGGCGCCAUCCCCAACCCCGCCCCGCUCCAGCGGAUGUUCAUCGGCGCCUGCUGGGAGCCAGAAGAGAAACAGAAGGAGAUACUGAACAACACCAUCCCAGAGGGAAAGGACUCAGUGAGGUAUGUGGGUGGUUAUCACGGCCUGUUGUCGGGGGUGACCAUCCGCCCCGGCAGCGUGGAGCCUCACAGCGUGGUGGAGUGCCUCUACGCCUGCAGGGAGGGUCUGGACUUUGGGGACCUGGAGACUCUGGGCUCUGGAAUGAAGGUUCACGUGAACCCCAGCCAGUCGGUGCUGGUGCUGGAGGGCGACGACAUUGAGAGCUUCAACCGAGCGGUGCAGCAGGUCACCUACAGGAACUCCCUGCGCUUCGCCACGCCCGGCGUCCGGCCCCUGAAGCUCACCACCUCCCUCAGAUGCUUCAGCGAGGAGAGCUGCCUGUCCCUCAAACAGCUGGAGGGCUACCUGGUGGUGCUCCAGCCGGACGCCCCUCAGAUCUCCCUGUCUGGGGUCGGGCCUCAUCUGGCCCGCCCGGCCCCCGAGUUCGAAGGCCCCCGCGGGGUCCCGCUUUUCCCCGAGCUCCGGAUCGUCUGUUCCCUGUCUCACGCCGUCAACACGGCCGCGCAGGGGAUGGAGGGCGGAGCGCUGAUGUCCGACGCCGUGGCUCACACGCUGGACGGCUGCGAGGUGCAGCCGCUGGGCGAGGAGCUGAACCCGGAGCGCGAGGAGCUGCUGGUCGACAUGGACGUGGUGCGGGAGCGGGGACUGGAGAUCAUCAACACCACGGCUUACAUCGCCAUCACAGGCGCCGAGUCCAUCUCCGUGUAUGAGGACGUCCUGCGUUCCGUCCGCUACCGACUAGCCAAAGGAUCGGCCCGCUUCGAGAGGCGCUUCCGCCUGUCGUGCUCCGAGAUGAACGGCAGAUACACCAGCAAUGAGUUGACUCUGGAGGUGAACUUCCUUCACUCCCUGGACAGUCUGUACCACCCGUCCCACCUCCUGGCUUCUCAGCAGCAGUUCCUCCAUCCAUCCCACCAUGCUGGGGAGCUGAGUGGGCACACCCUGCCAAACCCACACCGCAACUCAGUGGUGCCAGGAGCAGCUACCAUCAUCAUAAUGGUGUGUGUGGGUUUCCUGGUUGUCAUGGUGAUUCUUGGUGUUUUCCGAAUCCGCUCCAUCCAUCGCCGCGGCGAGGGCGCCAGGAGCGGGGCGAAGGAAGGCAGCAGCCAAUGGGACGACUCGGCCCUGACCAUCAUCGUCAACCCGAUGGAGUCGUACGAGUCGCGCAUGGGCAUCUCGGCGGACACCGAGGGGGAGGGCGAGGAGGACGAGGAGGUCGCGGAGUCGCCCGACGACGCCGGUGAUGACCAGCGAAUCAUCAUCAAAAAGGAGGGGAGAGACGGCAACGCCCGUCGCUACUGAGCCACAUGUAUCUCUGCACCAGUUCUCAUGGAAACCACAAACCGGCUCACCAGUCACACACCCCAACACUUUUAAUAUCAACGACUGCUGACACCACUAGUAUAAGGAAUGUAUGCUUACAGACACUACGCACAACACAGUCACUGUAAUACUCUUGACACUCAAUGCCAUAUGUGACCUAUAGCCAACUACGGGCAGUUGUUCUUUACCUAAAUGUUCAAUGGCACAAUGUAUACAGUUGAUGUAAUUUAACCGCCUGAGCAAAACCCCACCAAACCUGUAUGUGGUGCACCAGUUCAAAAUCACACGACGGUCAUGUUUCUGUAUAGUGUAACGCUGGUUGAAUGAGAAUUAUUUGUUUAAAAAAUAAGAAUAAGAUUGUAUUUUAUCUUUUGUUAUCGAACACAGAAUGAAAUCUUUACUAAGAGAGUGGAUCCAUCUGCAACACGCGGGCCACUAAUAGAUGUAACGGCAGAGCCUUGAUCCUGGUGCGUCUGCGCUUUUCCCAUCAGACUGACUAGACAUGUCUGUGCACAAGCUCCAUUCUCACCUCUCUGCAUCCGUUCUCUGCACAUUAACCGCUGAGUGAAGACAGUGAGGUCCCACAGACCGGCCACUUCAUCAAAACAUCAAAAACUAUACGCUCGCAGGUAGUUUCCCUUCCUCUGUCGUGGAAACUCUCCAACUGGAGUCCCUGCAAAGUAUCAGCUCAUGCCACUUAAUGACAAUACAUCCCUGUCUGCCAUAAAACCUCAGAUCUCUUUCCCUGUGACCACUGGAAUGUCUCUGAACGACUUCACUGCACUGUUUCACUCACUGUUCUUACAUUAAAAGCAAGACGUCACAUGUAAACGCACACACACGAACACACUCCAUGACGCUACCCCUGCUGUUUCCAGAAUGUCAGCUCAGCUUGGGCAGUUUUGAUUGUAUUGAUUGUAAUGAAUUUUCUGUACAUACAAUGAUGAAUAUUAUUGUUAUUACUGUUAUUAUUGCAGCCACUCUUAUUUGGCACUUUGAGAGGGAGCAGAUUAUGAUUCACUUUUUUCCUUUAAAGCAUCACAAAACAACAUAAUAAUAAUAAUGAUAAUAAUAAUAGUAGUAGUGAUAAGGAUGAUAAUCUCUGGCUUGAUGAGUGUAUCUUUAUUUGUGUGUUAUAUUGUUGUGAUUUAAAUCUUGUCAAUAUCUGAAUCACAGAAAAGGAGGGCACAUUGUUGUGAUACCUUAAUACUUCUCGUUCAUCUGAUUUUUUCCGGUUCCAAGGCGCUACAACACCUUUUUUUUAAACUUUGUAUCUGUUUUCUGCUCCAUCGGAUAUAUUUUGAUUCAAUGGAUAUACAACUGUGUGCUUCUCUUCACCUCUCCCCGGCCUUCACCUCUCCCUCACUCUCCCUCUGUGUCUCUUGCUGUCUGUCUGUGUAGCCUAUCAAUGUGCAGUGCUAAACCUGUCAGUAAAUAAAGCCUGUCGUUUUUGAGUGUGAUGUUAAGAAGGAAUAAACAUUGCAUUGAUAAAUAACUUACAUUAUUACUAUGUUACUAUUGGAGCAUUACCUGUAAUUAUUAAUACAACGAUGAAAUGGAUUAUGCUGAAUAAUUGUUAUUGAAAACUGUCAGAAAACAUUACGAAAUUCAUAAUAAAAACACUAUGACGUCUCAA